Messenger RNA from Capronia coronata CBS 617.96, 1719 nucleotides. RefSeq lists its product as uncharacterized. Gene Ontology annotation, cellular component: nucleus. The coding region runs from base 1 to 1719 and encodes 572 amino acids. Gene Ontology annotation, molecular function: DNA-binding transcription factor activity, RNA polymerase II-specific; zinc ion binding; transcription cis-regulatory region binding. NCBI's taxonomy places the organism in Eukaryota, Fungi, Ascomycota, Eurotiomycetes, Chaetothyriales, Herpotrichiellaceae. The record is from RefSeq and is a predicted model, not a curated record. Gene Ontology annotation, biological process: positive regulation of transcription by RNA polymerase II. The transcript has a single exon.
AUGCCACGACGUCGGAAAUCAGAUCUUCCUUCGGUGAAACGACGAACCCGAACUGGCUGUCAAACGUGCCGGCAACGCAAGAUCAAAUGCGACGAAGAUAAGCCCACUUGUGGCCAAUGCCGACUCAAAUGCCUCCCCUGCGUGACGGCUGUGUCAUUGAAAUGGGAGGAGGAAUAUCAAGUGAAAGGUCUAGCCUUUGGUCGGGCUAGGGCAUGGACAAAGGACCCCGUCAAAGGUGCCUCGCCCAUAUCGAGUUCACCGGCUUCCGACGACAUCGCAACAUGGUGCCAUGUGCCCCAUGUCUAUGCCUACAGCUUCGUCAAUGCCACUGUGGGUGCCCUUCAAGAAUUCACGACCCUGGACUACGAUGCACAAUCUAGUCUUGUCAGUAUAGACCAGGGCGGAACGCCGCCCGGCACCGAAGGCAACGUCGAUGACGCCUCCAAAGCAGCAUCUCUAUCCUCAUGGCUUUCGAAAUCCAGACUCGUCCGGAGUCAACAACAGUCACAAAUUCUCCCUAGCCUUGGUUUACUUCCACAGUUACGCAAUCCCGACGCAUCCCUUCUUCUGUCUUACUACCUGGAACAUAUUUGUCCUAUGACGAUGCCCACACGCGUCUCCACGUCCCCAUUUGCGACUUUGCUGGUGCCAUUCUCCAUCACGACAUCAUCUCUGGCCCUGGACGCGUUGCUGGCUCUUGCUGCGUGUCAUCGCUCUAGGAGCAACCCGGCCUACACGGCGAUGGGUUUACAGCUUUCAGAUAGAGCGCUCAGGAAUCUUCGAAGCAAGCUUAGCCACGAUGAUCCACGAGAGGUUGCAAACAGCUCCGAGACUCUCGUUGUCAUGAUGUUGCUAUGCCUGUUUGAGAUUGUCAAGGAAUGCGACAAACGCUGGGUGGUCCACCUCAAGGGAGCGCGAGAUCUCAUUCGUAUCCGACGAAACACGGCAGGAGCAAGCAAUCAGAGACAACCAGCUGACAGUCUAGUGUUAUUCUGCCAACGUUUCUUUGCUUAUCAUGAUGUUAUUGGACGCACGGCUUGUGGUGAGGACACCAUUUUUGAGACCGACUUCUGGACCAGCAGUGCCAAAGAGUGCGACGCAUGGCUAGGCUGUUCCCCAGAGUUGGUGUCUAUCCUGAGUGAAACCAACGAGCUGAGCCGCCGACGAAGAGCCAACCCAGCUAUCGCAUCACUGGACCAUUUCAAAUCGGCAGCAGCCUUGUUGGGGCAAAGGUUGGCUAGCCUCGAACAAAAGGUUUGGAAUUUGGAGGAUACAAUCCUGGCUACUUCAGCCGAACUUAAGAGGCUGGCAGCGGAGCUCUACCUGCACUGUGCUCUCUAUGGAGCGACACCCUCGACACCAUACGUGACCGAACAUAUCGGUCGCAUUCUUCCCCUUGUAUCCCGGCUGUUGGCGCACCAGGUGGUUGCCGGUCUCAGCUGGCCUCUGUUUGUGGCCGCGGUGGAACUCGAUCCUCAUCAGGACGUGUUGUGGUUCCCAGAAGAAGGGGGAAUGGCGGAGAACGCUCGGCCUUUUGUGCUCUACGCUCUCCACCAGCUCUCUGGCUCGAUGGUGAACGUCUCACGCACAAGAUCCGUGAUUGAGAAGGUGUGGCAAGCACGAGAGCUACACGACUGGGCUCAAACACCCGCCGAGGAAGGGCAAAAUGACUGGGAGCAAUUUGUCGCGCCACUCUGCGGCAAUAUGUCGCUUGGUUGA